CGAGACAUUACAGUCCAUCAGUGCCAAAAAAAUCGAAGAAGAAGGAGAGGAUUUCGCCAUAUAUUGUGCUUUCUCCACAUAACCUUCUCACAAAUAUAAUAAAAUGACAGCUCUCAAUCAAAUUAUAACGCUGUAUCAAAAUUUGAAACAGGAGUGGACGAAAACACCAUGCAAUCUGAAAAAAUGUGGUGAUCUGCUGAAUCAGCUAAAGGUGGGCCUUACUCAUUUAAUGUUUCUGCCAACAUCAAGUAGUUCAGCUUCCCAAAAAGAGCUGCUCAUUGCACGAGACAUUCUGGAGAUGGGAGCACAAUGGAGUAUCGCAGCAGAGGAUAUUCCCUCGUUCGAGCGUUAUAUGGCUCAACUAAAAUGCUAUUACUUCGAUUACAAAUCGGCCCUUCCUGAGUCAGCCUACAAGUAUCAACUGUUGGGGCUGAAUCUCUUAUUCCUCCUUUCACAGAAUAGAGUAGCCGAGUUUCACACAGAAUUAGAGCUCCUACCUUCUGAUCAAAUCCAAUCAAACGUAUACAUCAGACAUCCGUUGAGUCUUGAGCAGUGCCUCAUGGAAGGAUCCUAUAACAAAAUUUUCUUAGCAAAAGGCAAUGUACCUGCAGCUUCCUACACUUUUUUCAUCGAUAUUCUCCUCAAUACUGUACGCGAUGAAAUUGGCGCCUGUAUGGAGAGUGCAUACGACAAAGUAUCUCUCAAGGAUGCUGCAAGAAUGCUCAAUCUUAAUUCCGAACAGGACACUCUAGCUUUUGCUAAUAAAAAACAGUGGAACCUCGCUAAAGAUGGCUAUUUCUAUUUCGGUCCAGCCCAUGAGAAGAAGACAGAGGAUCCCAUCCCAUCCGCUGAUCUCGUCACCCUCGCUAUUGAUUACGCCAGGGAACUUGAAAUGAUUGUCUAAUGUCCUCAUUAAAUUCUCAUUUAAUUUUUUUUUUUCAUUUUUCCUUCGUGUAAGCCUCCAACUUAAUAAAAUUUAUAAUAACUUACCACCAAUUUCUGGCAUUA
Fopius arisanus is the source of this 1008-nucleotide messenger RNA. RefSeq names its product regulatory particle non-ATPase 12 (gene Rpn12). Gene Ontology annotation, biological process: proteasome-mediated ubiquitin-dependent protein catabolic process. Lineage: Eukaryota; Metazoa; Arthropoda; Insecta; Hymenoptera; Braconidae. Gene Ontology annotation, cellular component: proteasome regulatory particle, lid subcomplex; nucleus; cytosol. The coding region runs from base 104 to 904 and encodes 266 amino acids. The record is from RefSeq and is a predicted model, not a curated record. The transcript is spliced from 3 exons.